This is a messenger RNA of Anastrepha ludens (Mexican fruit fly), 793 nucleotides long. Its product is annotated as cuticle protein 16.5-like. Bases 332 to 745 code for a protein of 137 amino acids. The record is from RefSeq and is a predicted model, not a curated record. The transcript has 2 exons. NCBI's taxonomy places the organism in Eukaryota, Metazoa, Arthropoda, Insecta, Diptera, Tephritidae.
UUAGUUUUUACACACUUCUUCUUCGAGCUUCAUAGUAGUUGUGGGCAUUUUGAGUUAAUUUAUAUUUUAAUUGGUGGCAUACUGAAUAACGACGUAAAAUAAUAAAAUGCACAGAAUUGUAAUGAGAUGGAAGUGGAUAUUUCGAUAAAUAGUUUGUCAAUGAAAUAAAUGUACUUUGAAGGCCAAUGUCGAUGCAUUAUUGGAUGAAAUGUAAUCUAUGGGUUAUAUGUUAUAAAAUUUACUAUAAAAGGCGCACUGCACUAAACCAAAUAUAUCAAACAGUUAUCAACUUUCAUUCAAUAAACAGCAACCAAACAAAAACUAACCGAAAAUGUUCAAAUACGCCGUUGUUCUCUUCGCUCUUUUCGCCUGCGCUGCUGCCAAGCCCGGUUUUCUGGCUGCCGCUCCAUUGGCCUAUGCUGCUCCCGCCGCUGUUGUCGCUGCACCAGCUCCAGUUGUUACCGCCACCAGCAGUCAAGUGAUCGCGAGAAAUUACAAUGGUAUCGCCGCUGCUCCAGUUGUUGCUGCCGCCCCAGUUGUUGCCCGUUAUGCUGCCGCUGCUCCUUUAGCUGCUCCCUUAGCCGCUCCAGUUGUUGCCCGUUAUGCUGCCGCUGCUCCUCUGGCUGCUCCCUUAGCCGCUCCCUUAGUUGCACCGUUAGCUGCUGCUCACUAUGCUGCUGCUUCUUUAGCUGCUCCAGUUGUUGCUCGUUACGCCGCCGCUCCCUUAGCUGCUGCUGUGUGGUAAAAGAUGUUCGUACAUUUUAAUAAAUGAGAAAACUUUAGUACAAAUUUA